Molecule: messenger RNA, 2167 nt
Organism: Megalops cyprinoides (Indo-Pacific tarpon)
Lineage: Eukaryota; Metazoa; Chordata; Actinopteri; Elopiformes; Megalopidae
Gene: ranbp10
Product: RAN binding protein 10
Exons: 15
Coding region: 155-1984 (609 amino acids)
Biological process (GO): cytoskeleton organization; cell surface receptor signaling pathway
Cellular component (GO): cytoplasm
Molecular function (GO): protein binding
Source: RefSeq, a predicted model, not a curated record
CGCUGACAGUCCGGCUGGAGAGCGCUGGUUAUCCGGGGAUAUCGCUUUGCUGCUGUGCUUCUCUAGCCUGUUUCACUCUCUCCCUCUUCCUGCGGAGUGACCACAGUACCGUUGAAAAAAAGCCAAACAAAACAAAACAUUUAAAGCCAAAAAUAUGGCGGAUCUCGGAGCGGGGAGCCUACAAGUGGGGGACCCUGCCUUUAAUUACCAGGAGCGAGAGCUAAACGAGCGAUUGAAGCGGCUCUACCCGGCCGUGAAUGAGGAAGAGACCCCUUUACCCCGAUCUUGGAGCCCCAAGGAUAAAUACAGCUACAUCGGGCUCUCGCAGAACAAUCUGCGGGUGCAUUACAAAGGUCAUGGGAAGAACCACAAGGAUGCCGCAUCGGUGCGCGCCACACACCCGAUCCCUGCGGCCUGUGGGAUCUACUACUUCGAGGUGAAGAUCGUCAGUAAGGGGCGAGACGGCUACAUGGGGAUUGGCCUGUCUGCCCAGGGGGUCAACAUGAACAGACUGCCUGGUUGGGACAAACACUCAUAUGGUUACCAUGGCGACGACGGACACUCCUUCUGCUCCUCAGGGACUGGCCAGCCUUAUGGCCCCACCUUCACAACGGGCGACGUUAUUGGCUGCUGUGUGAAUCUCAUUAACAACACCUGCUUCUACACCAAGAAUGGGCACAGUCUGGGGGUGGCGUUCACAGACCUCCCUCCGAACCUGUACCCGACAGUAGGCCUGCAGACCCCGGGGGAGAUUGUCGAUGCUAACUUCGGCCAGCAGCCCUUUGUGUUCGACAUCGAGGACUACAUGAGUGAGUGGAGAGCCAAGAUCCACGGCAUGAUCGCCCGCUUCCCCAUCGGAGAGAGACUGGCAGAGUGGCAGGCCGUGCUGCAGAGCAUGGUGUCCAGCUACCUGGUGCAUCAUGGGUAUUGUGCCACAGCAACAGCCUUUGCCAGAGCCACAGAGACCAUGAUCCAAGAGGAGCAGACCUCAAUAAAGAACAGACAGAGAAUACAGAAGCUGGUGUUAGCAGGUCGGGUUGGAGAGGCCAUAGAUGCCACACAGCAGCUCUACCCCGGACUCCUAGAACACAACCCCAACUUACUCUUCAUGUUGAAGUGUCGGCAAUUUGUGGAGAUGGUGAAUGGUUCAGACAGUGAGGUUCGCUGCUUCAGUAACCACUCCCCCAAAUCCCAGGACAGCUACCCCGCCUCCCCCAGCCUGAGUCCCCGACACGGAGCUACCAACCCCCACCUGCACAGCACAGGAGCAGACAGCCCCACCUGCAGUAACGGGGUCACCCCCAGCAAGAGCAAGAGCCACAGCAAAUACCCCGGCGUCAGCUCCACCUCCUCCUCCUCUUCCUCCUCCCCCUCCUCCGUCAACUACUCCGAGUCCAACUCCAGCGACUCCACUAAAUCCCAGCCCCACAGCGGCACCAGCAACCAGGAGACCAGUGACAGUGAGAUGGAGAUUGAGGCAGAGCAUUACACCAAUGGGGUCACAGAGAAUUCAUCAGCCAGGAUCAUGAAUGGCACCUACAAACAUGAGGAGAUCCUACAGACAGACGACAACAGCCUGGGCAACGGAGUCACAGAGGAGAGCUGUGCCCCCAGGCAGCUGUGUGGCGGAAACCAGGCGGCGACCGAGCGGAUGAUCCAGUUCGGCCGCGAGCUGCAGGCCCUCAACGAGCAGCUGUGCCGGGAGUAUGGCAAAAACGCCACUCACAAGAAGAUGCUGCAGGAUGCCUUCAGUCUCCUGGCGUACUCUGACCCCUGGAACUGCCCCGUCGGACAGCAGCUUGACCCCACGCAGAGAGAAUCCAUCUGCUCCGCCCUCAACAGCGCCAUCCUGGAGUCGCAGAACCUGCCGAAGCAGCCCCCCUUGAUGCUGGCGCUGGGACAGGCAACGGAGUGUGUGCAGCUCAUGGCCCGGGUCCGUUCCGGCUCCUGCUCCUUCGCCAGAGUCGACAACUUUUUGCACUAGCCACAGCCCAGGCAAUGUACAGGACAGCAAAGAAGAGGACUUUCCAGUUUGUGGCCAUGGUGACAGGAACGCAUGAGUUUGGAUUGGUGUGCCGUUUGUGAUUGGGGGAAACAUUUUGAGGGGACGAAUACGAUACAAGACAAGGAAGGCUUCUUUUUUAAUUUAGUAUUAUCAAAUACAGAU